Messenger RNA from Amoebophrya sp. A120, 1473 nucleotides. NCBI's taxonomy places the organism in Eukaryota, Dinophyceae, Syndiniales, Amoebophryaceae. The record is from the annotation of a GenBank genome assembly.
CUUCACCCGGAAGGUCCGUGCGGUGGUUUCCGACGUGUGGGACUGGGUCUCGCCCCGGAUGAAGACCCUGAAGGCACAGUUCGCAGGGGUGGAGCUGCACCAGUCGGAAAGCGAGGGUCAUUUUGGGGACGAGGAAGGCGACGCGGCUGUUUGCGAGGUUUCCGCGGAAGACGCAGCGGCAGCCUCCGUUCGCGGAAAACCGUACUUCAAGUUGCACUCACGCGCCGGGAAGAAGACCAGCGGCAGAACCUGCAGGGCGAAGAAGCAUCAUGGGAAAAGUAAGGGCAAAAAACAGAAGAAGCCGAAACAACAAGAAGUCCAGCAGCAAGGAGCUGCACCACGUGAAAAUAAAGCAGCUGAAGCACCAGCAGCGUCGAAACCGGCAAGAAGGACGAGCGCGAAAAGUAGUAAACCUGCCUCAGCACCAGUUCAGAAGCCAGCACAUCCAGAACACAAAUUUCGGAAGUAAAAACCACCUAUCACUAAUUGCGAGAUGAAUAUGAAGGCGAGCCUCGCUUUUGAGAAGAUAGUUGAGUAAUUCCAUACUCGCCCCUAGCGCCGUGCUGAACCAACUUAGACAGUAGUCAAGGUCUCGUCCUUAGAUUGGGACAUUCGGCUUGAGUUGUUUGGAGUGGUUUGGACAAGUUAGUAGAGUACCGCCUUCAUUAUCCUUCAUAACCUAGAUCACAUAAUGUCGAAUUUUUUAUACUUUCUCCACGGAAGACGAAGACCAAGAAGAAGGGAGAGGCAUCUGCAACUUGGAAGACUUGUCACGAUUGCAUUUACAGGUGAUUCAUGCUUGUGUAUUGAAAUUUCCAAGGAGCGAGUAUGCUACAUUUAACUUUAUUACGAGGCACGGAAAUAAAAGACCGGCACCGGAACCAGUCCUGUGUCAGCUUUUGUGAGGCUGAGCAGAAAGACCUGAGACCGGAAGUUUUUUCUGUUACAGGCUGCAGUGACCUUAUAUCUUUGUAGUGUAGAAGCGCUAGUAAUAGUAUGGAUUGCGGCGCAACAACUUUUAGACACCCACUCACAACCGCAUCAAACACGAAUUUGCGCAUAUCGAGUUUUAGUAGUUUAUUCCGAGGCUUGUGCUAAGAUCAACAAAUCCACACUAGAUGUUUUGUAAGAUAAUUGCGUUACGACAUGAGAAGUACGGUUUGAGCAACCUGGUGGUGAAGUCAUAAAGAGUCUUUAUCUUUUUGCAAAAGUAAAAGUUGAGUAACAGCAACAGUAAGAGCAUGGUUCGAGUAAAAGUACAUUCACAGCACGCCGAGUACUACACUAACAAGAACGUGAAAGAUACGACUGAUUUUAAGUCUGGUACAACAUCAACUAGCAUAUGUGUUUUUGGUUUUGAAAAGAAGUGUUAAGGUAAACGACCAAAGGUCAAAGGUUUCAUGUAUAAUUCCAACACGAAGGACAACGAACAUAAAAGAGCACGGCCCGCCAUGGCGGAAACACAAAUAAAAC